Messenger RNA from Marmota monax (woodchuck), 7683 nucleotides. It is a transcript of the gene Coq5, whose product is annotated as coenzyme Q5, methyltransferase. Gene Ontology annotation, biological process: ubiquinone biosynthetic process. NCBI's taxonomy places the organism in Eukaryota, Metazoa, Chordata, Mammalia, Rodentia, Sciuridae. The record is from RefSeq and is a predicted model, not a curated record. Gene Ontology annotation, molecular function: methyltransferase activity. The transcript is spliced from 7 exons. The coding region runs from base 35 to 1003 and encodes 322 amino acids.
CGUAAGCUUUGGCCCCGGUCGCCCGGCUGUUAAGAUGGCGGCGCCCAGGAGCUGUGCUCUAUGGAGUUACGCCCGCGCGAUGAGGAGCUACAGGUUCCCAGGGCUUCGUAGCUCCUGGCCCGGGGGCCUGCUGAGUGCCCGCCUUUUGUCCCAAGAGAAGCGAGCACCGGAAACGCACUUUGGGUUUGAGACUGUGUCGGAAGAGGAGAAGGGGAGCAAAGUCUAUCAGGUGUUUGAAAGUGUGGCCAAGAAGUAUGAUGUGAUGAAUGAUAUGAUGAGUCUUGGUAUCCAUCGUGUUUGGAAGGAUUUGUUGCUCAGGAAGAUGCACCCAUUACCUGGGACCCAACUGCUCGAUGUUGCUGGAGGCACAGGUGACAUUGCAUUCCGGUUCCUUAAUUAUGUUCAGGCACAGCAUCAGGGAAAGCAGAAGAGGAAGUUAAGAGCCCAACAAAAUUUAUCCUGGGAAGAAAUUGCUAAAAAGUACCAGGAUGAAGAAGAUUCCCUGGGCGGCUCCCGUGUCAUGGUCUGUGACAUCAACAGGGAGAUGCUAAAGAUUGGAAAACAGAAAGCGUUUGACCGAGGAUACAAAGCUGGACUUGCAUGGGUACUGGGAGAUGCUGAAGAACUGCCCUUUGAUGAUGACAAGUUUGAUGUUUACACCAUUGCCUUUGGGAUCCGGAAUGUCACACACAUUGAUCAGGCUCUCCAAGAAGCCCAUCGGGUCCUGAAACCAGGAGGGCGGUUUCUCUGUCUGGAGUUUAGCCAAGUAAACAAUCCCCUCAUAUCCAGGCUUUAUGAUCUAUAUAGCUUUCAGGUCAUUCCUGUACUGGGAGAGGUUGUUGCGGGAGACUGGAAGUCCUAUCAGUACCUUGUAGAGAGCAUUCGAAAGUUCCCAUCACAGGAAGAAUUCAAGGAGAUGAUAGAAGAUGCAGGUUUUCAGAAAGUGACAUAUGAAAGUCUAACUUCAGGCAUUGUGGCCAUUCAUUCUGGCUUCAAACUGUAACUCCUUUUCUAUCCUGGAACAUGAACCAGUCAUGCCUGAUAAAUGCCUGGAACUGAAGAAUAAUCUGACUGAUGAGGCAGCAGCUGAGCAACUUAAGGAUAAGUACCUUGGACUCAAGUUCUGAAUCAACUAGUCUCAAAGAGGAAGAAACCAAUUCUGUCAUUUUCUGCAGCUUUCAUUAGGAGCUGCUUGGGCCUUCUCCCAAAGGCAUUGGUCUGUUGUUUGGUUCAACUCCUGCCAACUUCUCUUAGGUAUGCAUUGUUGGAUUCAGGUAAAACUAGCACUGAGCACUAAAGCACAGUUUUGAGGUACAUUUGUAGCUUUCUAACAGUGCUGCCUCCCAAAGGAAGGAUCAUUUGAACCCAAUGAUGAUUUUGAGUCAGAAAGCUUAAUUGCACCUGAAUCACCUUUCAGCCUAGGACUGAAUCUAGGGCCAGAAGCCAAAGCCCCAAUCAAAAGGCUAACAAUCAACACUUGAAUUCUGGGCUCGAGGAAUAUAGCACAGUGGCAGACUCUGUGCUUGGCACUUGUGAAACUCUAAGCUCUAUGCUCAGUAUUCUCCCCACAAAAAAAAAAAAAAAAAAAAAAAAAAACCACCUUGAAUUGUAUGUUGAACUGGUAAAUCAGUUUACAAUUUGAGUGAUUAGGAAAAUACAUUUUUUAUAAUUCUUUCAAUUCUUUCUGGUGGAAGAGGUUCCACCAGAAGACACUAUUGUGUACUAUGUCAGAAAGAAAAGGACUCCUAGCUUGGUGUGGUAGCAUACACCUGUAAUCCCAGCUACUCAGGGAAGAUGAGGCAGGAGGAUGGCAAGUUUGAAGCCAGCCUAGGUAACUUGGUAAGACCACAUCUCAAAAUAAAUAUAAAACAAACCUGACACGGGGGCACACAUCUGUAAUCCCAGCAACUCAGAAGGCUGAGGCAGGAGGAUAGCAAGUUCAAAGCCAGCCUGGGCAACUUAGCUGUAAAAAGUAAAAACAGCUGAGAAUGUGGCUCAGUGGUAAAGUGCCCCUGGGUCUAAUCCCCAGUACUAGCAAAUAAAUAAAUAAAGUAUAAAACAACAGGGCUAGGGGUGUAGCUCAAUGAUAGAACAUGCACAAAGCCCCAGUACCACAAAAAAUAAAAAUCACUCACUACUAAGUCCUUUUUGAUAGAAUAAAUGUACUAGCAAAGUCCUGUUUUCAUGUCUUGUAAAGGGAGUUUCUUGGUCAGAAUAUAUUUGAAGAAAGGGUAAUAGCAAAAAAAAAAAAAGUUUGAAAACUAUUUAUGUAGCCUAACCCCCACUUCAAUACUCUGGGAUGGAUCUGGGCAGAGCUCAUCUCCUUACUACAGUUCAUUGUUUUUUAAGAGGCCAUAAAAACUGGGCACAUAUCUCAGUGACUCCAGGGGCUGAGGCAGGAAGAUCACCAGCUUAAGACCAGCCGGUGCAACUUAGCAAGAUCAUGUUUCCAAAAAGAAGUGGAUGAGGGUGGGCAUGGUGGUGCAUGCCUGUAAUCCCAGUGGCUGGGGAAGCUGAGGCAGGAGAAUUGCAAGUAAGUUCAAAGCCAGCCUCAGCUUUAGCGAAGGCCUUAAGCAAUUUAGCAAGACCCUGGGGAUGUAGCUUGAUGGCUGAGUGCUCCUGGGUUCAAUCCCCAGUACUUAAAAAAAAAAAGAUACUGUAGAAAUUCAUCUCUGAGUUGGCUAACAGUCUAAUUAUAGAUAACUUCAUUCAAGGUUUUUUAAGAGGCUUCAGAUAUGCUCCUUGGCUCAGCACAGUAGGGACAAGAUCUUGCCCUGUCACUUCCAGGUAUAGGUAGCUACAAACAACUGUCUCAAAUAAGAGCAGCUAAGAGCAUUUGAGAAAAUUCUAAACCUUAGAAAAACUUAGCUUAUUUUGUUUUCAGCCAGCCAGCUGGAGCCUAUAGGGUUUUGAAAUAAAUAGGAAAGAGUGGGUCCUGGAAGGAACUUCAUAAGCCAUCAACUCAGUUUUGUGGGAUUUUUUUUUUUUUUAGUUGUAGUUGGGCAUUUAUUUAUCUUUAUGUGGUGCUGAGGAUGGAACCCAGUGCCUCACAUGUGCUAGACAAGCACUCUACCGCUGAGCCACAACCCCAGCCCAUUAACCCAGUCUUUAUCUUCAUAGCAAUAUGGUUUCCUCACAUCUGAAUCAAAAAGUGGAAGUUAAAAGUUGCCAACUUCCUGGCAGUAGAUAAGGUACAGAACACUUAGGUUAGAACUCUCAUUGUCUACCUGUAUGGUCUUGAAUCAGCUCAAGGGUCUAUUACUGAAGACUGAUCAUCUGUUUGGAGUAGGGCUAACUGAACAAGAUAAUAGCUUUGGAAACCAAAUUCCUGUUGUUCUUUAAAUAGAAAUAUAGCCAGGUCACCAAAGAGAGAAAGGGGAUAGAAAAGAGAUGAUUAAUGGGAACAUUUUUAAUCUGUUUACAUAAAAACAAACCUAAAUCACCCCAAUUAUAGUCUCCUUCCUCAGUACUUUAUCCUUCUUUCCUGCAGAUAGCAGGGGGAAAACUCAACUGCCCCAAAAAAUAGUAAAAUAAAUUUUUGUACCCCCAACGCUGAAACCCUUCCAGUCCUAAUGUAGCACAACUUCACUAGGAUUCUAAAAGUGCUGGUCAAAAAAAUUACAAACUUCCAAAGAUGUUACUAAGCUAAUGCCACACUUAAGACAGAGUCAUCACUUAUCAAUUCAAAUCUAGGACUCAGCCAUGCACAGUAGUGCAAACUUUGUAAUCUCAGCAAUUCCAGUGGCUGAGAUAGGAUUACAAAUUCAAAAUCAGCCUCAGCAAUUUAGCAAGUCCUCAAGUAACUUAGACUCUGUCUCAAAAAAAUAAAAAUGGGGCCGGGAUUUUGGCUUAGUGGUAGAGCACUUGCCUGGCAUGUGAGAGGCACUGGGUUUGAUUCUUAGCACCACACAUAAGUAAUAAGGUCUAUCAACAAUUAAAAAAUUAAUUAAAAAAUUAGUAAAUAUGGGGCUGGGGUUGUGGCUCAGCAGUAGAGCACUUGCCUCGCACGUGCGAAGUCCUGGGUUCGAUCCUCAGCACCACAUAAAAAUAAAUAAAUAAAAUAAAGGUAUUUUGUCCAACUGCCACUAAAAAAUAAAUAUUAAAGAGACAAGUUACUAUUAAAAAAAUAAGUAAAUAAAAAGGACUGAGAAUGUGGUUUUUGAGGCAAAUCUCCUGUGUUCAGUCCCCAGUAGCCAAAAAAAAAAAAAAAAAGGUAAUAGAAACCUCAGGGGUUGCUCCGAAAUUUCGAGAUUUUUUUUUUUUUCUCAUAGAUUUCUUAUAGAUCUUGCAUCUUGUAGAUCCCAGGUCUGAAACAAAAGCCUUAUCUCAUGUGAAAAUUAUGUAGGAAGGGCUGGGGUUAUGGCUCAGCGGUAGAGCGCUCGCCUAGCAUGUGCAAGGCCCUGGGUUCAAUCCUCAGCACCACAUAAAAGUAAAUAAAUAAAAGUAUUGUGUUCAACUACUACUAAAAAAUAAAUAUUUGAAAAAAAAAAAAAGAAAAUUAUGUAGGAAACCUUAAAGUCAAGAUUUGUCUUGAAAUUUCCCAAGAUGGGUACAGGUUGUCUCAGCUCUGUUUCUUGGUGUGGUCCUGGGAUUGAACCCAGAGACACUUUACCACCAAGCAACAUCCCUAUCCCUUUUAUAAAUUUUGAGACAGGGACUAAGUUGCUAUAGCUGUCCUGGAAGUUGGGAUCCUUCUGCCUCAGCCUGCAGAGUCCCUGAGAUUGCAAGCAUACACCAUUAGGCCCAGCCCCCACCCCCCCUUUUUUCCCCUAUCUACAAAAAAAAAAACAAGUCUCAAAGCCUGGUGCCCACACACCAACUCAAGGCAACUCAGGAGGUUGAGGCUGGAAGAUCCCAAGUUCCAAGCCACAGUCAGCAAUUUAGAGACCCUCAGCAACUUAGUGCGAUCUUGUUUCAAAAUUAAAGUCUGGGGUGUAGCUCUGUGGUAGAGCACAAAUUCAAUCCCUGGUACCAAAAAGCUAAAUCUCUCUCAUAUGUGCUUUUCUUCAUAAGACUACUUGGUCUCCAUAAAAUUGGGAGGAAACUUUUGAUGGUUACUUUUUUGGGGGGGAGGGGGGAGUUACUGGGAAUGGAAACCAGGGGCGCUCUAUCACUGAGCUACAUUCCAAAUUCUUUUUAUUUUGAAACAGAUCUCCCAAAAUUGCAGAGACUGGUCUUGAAUUUCCAAUCCUCUUAUCUUGGCCUCCUGAGUCACUGGGAUUAUAAACAUGCACCACACCUGGCAAUGGUUACUUGUCCACAACUUCAACUGGGUUCUUUAAAGAAAUCAGUUUGAGGACUGGGGUUGUAGCUCAGUGGUAGAGCGCUUGCCUAGCAUGUAUGAGGCACUGGGUUUGAUCUUCAGCACCACAUAAAAUCAAACAAAGAUAUUAUAUCCAUCUACAACCAAAAAUAUUAAAAAAAAAAAAAAAAGAGUUUGACCACAGCCAAUUAAAACAGUGAGUACAGCAAGUAUAAAAUUCCAGCAAAGGCUUUAUUAAGUGAACAUGGAGAAUGACUGCUCAGAAAAUUUUGUUUUCCCCUUUUCAGGACCACCUUCUAGAGCUGGGGAUGUAGCUUAAUGGUAGAAUGCUUACAUAUGACAAGCCCUGGGUUCAAAUCCCAGCAAAAAUAAAAGACUACCUUAUACCCAGGCAUCUACCUGGGAAGUGGAGGUUGAGGUAGGAGGUUUCCAAGUUCAAGGCCUGGGCCAUUUAGUAAGACCCCCUUCUCAAAAAGGGGAUAUAGCCCAGUGGUAGAAUGUACUUGUGAUCAGUCCCCCUUACCGUCAAAAUCAAACCAACUUCUAUCAUUAAGUGUAGCCUUUGGGAGAAUAGGGUAGGAGCAGGGAAGACAGCCUACACAGCGUACAUUUUCUUUUCCCAACUCUGUAAUGAGCUAUUACCAUUUAACAGCCAUAGAAAGCUUAAAGAAGGCUGGCCUAUAAUCUCAAGGAGGGAGCCAACUGUUGUAAAGUGCACCUGGGUUCAAACCGCAGUCCCCCACCAAAAAAAAAAAAAAAAAAUGCAUCCAUCCACUCCACUAGGGCUUGAAGCACAAAAUAUUCUUUUGAAAGAAUACUAUCCUUAAAUGCCAUUUCCUCAGAUAUAAGACAAUCUCAAACUUCUCUGCCAUGCGUUUAACAUGGACAGCUGUUGCAGGAUGGGUAAAAAGACUCAAGAGUACUCUAAUGGCUAGUUCCAUAGAAAUUUGACUUUGAAGACUCACUCUCACCAACCUGGUCACCUGACCCAAUUAAUAGGCCACCUUCAAUCUUGUUAUUUGAACAAAUUGUACUUCACACACAUAUACAUCUCCAACAGAUUUAUUUUUUAAAGGAAUGGAUUGAGAGAAAAAAACAUGGGGCACAGAAGUAUGGAAUAGAAAAUAAAUACAAAUGUAAGCUGUUUUGCUAAUUGUUUUAUAACCACAACAAACUAGUACAGAGAAUGCCCUGUACAAAACACAAUAAAUGUUCAAAGAUCAAGCUGUUCCCUUAGCAAGGCUAAAGAUUUCAGUCUCUGGUAUUUGGAAUUUAGGCUGCAGUCCUUAUUUUUGGAUGGAUCACUGGUGUAUGGCACAGUCCAUGCUUUUAACCAGAUUUGAACAGAAGAAUGGCCACUUGGCCCAGGUAAAAGUAGAUGAAGUGCUUGGUUUCGUGUGUCACGUAACUACCGAAGUUCCUCCCCACAAUGCAGUGCCAGGUGGGGUUGUACUUCUUGUCAAACUCCUGGGAAAAAAGGAAAAAAAAAAAAAAAAACUAGAAUUUUAGUUCUAAACCAGAACCUGUAGGAGCAGAAAGGAAGAACAACAGCAUCUGCAAAUUCUUAGAAUGAAAGAAUGAAUGUUCCCUAGCUCCAAGUCGCCCACAUAGUACAUUAAUGCAAACAUGCUUGCAGUCUGAGCUAAGAUGGGAAUGGGAGCUGAGGCGGCCAAAAUCAGAAAGGUCAGCCUCAAAGACAGGGUGCUUUGUUAUAAUGAUAAUUACACCUUUCUAUCUUCUAUAAUAUUCUUAACUCACUGACAGCAGGUGACAUCAGCAGUUAUACUUCAUUAUAUUCUCUGGGUAAACAGACCUAAAUUGUCCUCCCACUACAUUUGCCAUGCAUCCAAAAAAAAAAAAACUUAAAAAAUUGAGCCAGUUUCAAAAGAUUCUUAAGAUUCUUAACUGCACUCCUGCACUACUAUAAACAAGACUUCCAAAGGACAAAGCUUCAAUUAGCAACUAAACCAAACAAGUGCAGAUCAAAAUUUAGAUUUAAGGGGAUAAGAUUCUAUGAAAAGAAUGUUGGCAGCUGGUCAAAUUUUAUCUUUAAUCAGAACUUAAACUACCUCCCCCAAAAAAACAACAACCAAAAACCUCCUUUCCAUAGCUAUAUGAUGCUAAACCUAUUACCUGGUCCUCAAGGUUAGCAACUCUUCCCUAUUUCUCCCACUCCAAAAGGCAUUGGGACUAGUAAACCUGUGCCAACUUCUUCACUAAACUAAUGUGUAGGCAAAGACCAAAUAUAAUCUCUAUAAAUUAUUAAAAUUCUUUUUAUGGUGAGUUAACAAAAUUUAGCUUCUAUUGCAUGCAGUGUGAAAAUCUCUGUUAGGUCUACUAAGGAGACUAUCUGUCCUACAAGCUAGAUGCACAUACUGCUGCGUUUGUCAAUAAAGAUAUUGAUUUCUGUUCCAUCUUAA